Messenger RNA from Pelobates fuscus (common spadefoot toad), 500 nucleotides. Its product is annotated as lymphocyte antigen 96-like. The transcript has 5 exons. Gene Ontology annotation, cellular component: lipopolysaccharide receptor complex. Gene Ontology annotation, biological process: toll-like receptor 4 signaling pathway; cellular response to lipopolysaccharide; innate immune response. The record is from RefSeq and is a predicted model, not a curated record. NCBI's taxonomy places the organism in Eukaryota, Metazoa, Chordata, Amphibia, Anura, Pelobatidae. Gene Ontology annotation, molecular function: lipopolysaccharide binding; lipopolysaccharide immune receptor activity; Toll-like receptor 4 binding. Bases 24 to 500 code for a protein of 158 amino acids.
UGUAGUAAUCUGAUUUUGCAGAUAUGUUUGUAUACUUGCUAUGGCUGUCUCUGAUCAGUUUUGUGGAUCUCCAAAAAAAUAAAAUGUACACACUCUGCCAUUCACCAACUAUGGACAUAUAUUACACACUAUGUGAUGAAAGGAGAUCACCCACUGUUUAUCUUGAGCCUUGUCCCAUAAGCCUUAAAGACAAAUUCAAUAUUUCCUUAACUUGGAUUCCAACAAUGGAUUUACACAGAUUUUCAGUUGAUUUUAAUAUCUGGCAUCAAUCAAUGAAAGUUUCUGAGACAACAAUAGUCUUUUGCUCUGGAGAUCAUGAUGAGUAUGAUUUUUGUGGACAAUUAAAAGGAGAAACCAUGUACAUUACGAUGGAAAAAAGCUUGGCUAAAUUUCCUUAUAUAAAGGGCACUUUCCUGGCAAAUUUCAACUUUUAUGCUGGUGAACUAUUAGAGCUUGCGGCGUGUGGAACAGCUACUCUUGUAUUAAAGAAUAAUAUUUAA